AUGCUCUACACAAUGACAUGUUGGCUCCCGGUCCUGGUCCUCCACCUGGUCCUCCUGAGCCCCCCGCGGGCGGCAGCCUGCCCUGCCCGCUGCGAGUGCGCCCCGCAGAUCAAGUCGGUGGUGUGUCACCGUAAGCGGCUCACCUCCAUCCCCGAGGGCAUCCCCACCGAGACCAAGAUCCUGGAGCUCAACAAGAACCGCAUCCGCUGCCUGAACCCAGGGGACCUCUCCCCGUACCCGCUGCUGGAGGAGCUGGAUUUCAGCGAGAACAUCAUCUCCAAUGUGGAGCCGGGCGCCUUCAGCAACCUCUUCAACCUGCAGACCUUGCGGCUGCGGGGGAACCAGCUCAAGCUCAUCCCCCCGGGGGUCUUCACCAAGCUGACCAACCUCACCCUCCUAGACAUCAGCGAGAACAAACUCGUCAUCCUGCUGGACUACAUGUUCCAGGACCUGCGAAACUUGAAGAGUUUGGAGGUGGGCGAUAACGACUUGGUGUACAUCUCCCAACGGGCCUUCUCGGGGCUGCUCGGCCUGGAGCAGCUGACCAUCGAGAAGUGCAACCUGACCUCCAUCUCGGCCGAGUCGCUCUCCUACCUCCAGAACCUGGAGGUGCUGCGGCUCCGGCACCUCAGCAUCUCCGCGCUGGAGGACCAAAACUUCAAGAAGCUCUACAACCUCCUGCAGCUGGAGAUCGACAACUGGCCGCUGCUGGAAGACGUCUCCCCCACCAGCUUCCAGGGCCUGAACCUCACCUCGCUCUCCAUCACCUACACCAACAUCACAGCCGUGCCCGCCGCUCCCGCCGCUGCCUUGAGGAACCUGGUGUACCUCCGGUACCUGAACCUGUCCUACAACCCCAUUAGCACUGUGCUGAAGGGCUCCUUUAAAGACCUCAUCCGGCUCCAGGAGCUCCACAUCGUGGGCGCUCUCUUGGUGUCCGUGGAGCCGCAGGCUUUCUCCGGCCUGAGACAAAUCCGGCUGCUCAACCUCUCCAGCAACUUUCUCUCCACGCUGGAGGAGAGCACCUUCCAUUCCGUCAACACGCUGGAGACGCUGCGGGUGGACAGGAACCCCCUGGCCUGCGACUGCCGCCUCCUCUGGAUCCUGCAGCGACGGAAGACGCUCAACUUCGACGGGCAGCAGCCCAUGUGCUCCUCACCGCCCGAAAUCCAGGGCAACGCCCUGCGUGACUUCCCGGACUCCGUGCUCUUCGAGUACUUCACCUGCCAGAAGCCCAAGAUAAGGGAUCGGAAGCUGCAGCAUGUGACGGCCCGGGAAGGGCAGUCCGUGUCCUUUCUCUGCCGGGCGGAUGGGGAGCCGGACCCCUCCAUCGCCUGGGUGUCCCCCCAGCACCGCAUGAUCACCACCCGCAGCACGGGGCGGGCGACGGUGCUGCCCGGGGGCACGCUGGAGAUCCGCUUCGCCCAGGUGCAGGACAGCGGCACCUACAUCUGCAUCGCCAGCAACGCGGGAGGCAACGACACCUACUUCGCCACCCUGACGGUCAAGGGGCGGCCAGCCCACGGCUCCCACUACGCGAACCGAACUUUGUACCUCAGCGAGUUCAACGACACCUCCCACAACGACACGCAAGUCUUCUUGAAGUUUACGUUGGACCUCAAGACCAUCCUGGUCUCCACGGCCAUGGGUUGCAUCACCUUCCUGGGCGUGGUGCUCUUCUGCUUCCUCCUCCUCUUCGUCUGGAGCCGGGGUCGGGGGCAGCACAAGAACAACUUCUCAGUGGAGUACUCCUUCCGCAAGGUGGACGGUCCCACCACCACCACCGGCCAAGGAGGAGCCAGGAAGUUCAACAUGAAGAUGAUCUGA
Molecule: messenger RNA, 1827 nt
Organism: Fulmarus glacialis (Northern fulmar)
Lineage: Eukaryota; Metazoa; Chordata; Aves; Procellariiformes; Procellariidae
Gene: LINGO3
Product: leucine rich repeat and Ig domain containing 3
Cellular component (GO): extracellular region
Molecular function (GO): protein binding
Source: RefSeq, a predicted model, not a curated record